This is a messenger RNA of Megalops cyprinoides (Indo-Pacific tarpon), 3914 nucleotides long. It is a transcript of the gene zfpm2a, whose product is annotated as zinc finger protein, FOG family member 2a. Gene Ontology annotation, cellular component: nucleus. The coding region runs from base 254 to 3697 and encodes 1147 amino acids. Gene Ontology annotation, biological process: cell differentiation; heart development; positive regulation of transcription by RNA polymerase II. The transcript has 8 exons. The record is from RefSeq and is a predicted model, not a curated record. Lineage: Eukaryota; Metazoa; Chordata; Actinopteri; Elopiformes; Megalopidae. Gene Ontology annotation, molecular function: RNA polymerase II-specific DNA-binding transcription factor binding.
AUCGCAGCUCAGUGCAGCUUCAUCUCGGAGAACACCAGAGAGAAAGAAAGAGUGAGUAAGAGGGAGCGCGCCAGAGAAGAAGGAAAGAGGAGAACAGACGGAGCGAGAGACAGUCAACAAGAGUGACCAAAAUUCGUUCCCUUUUCAAUUCAAUUUCAUCUUAAACCCCAGGCAUUGGUCGGCGCUUGGAUGAACCAAAACCUAUCGAUCAGUCAGUUGUACACCUGGAUCCACUGACCAGCUCAGAGCAGGCAUGUCCCGAAGGAAGCAGAGUAACCCGAGGCAAAUCAAACGACCACUGGAUGAUGAUCUGGAAGAGGAAGAGGAGGAGUGUGUCUCAGAAGAGAACGAGCUCCUGGCCAAAGAUGAGUUCUCCGUAGAGGAGAACUUCUCCACUGACUUUGAACCCGAAAACCUGAGCUGUGAGGACAUGGAGUACUUCUGCAACAAAGGUGAAGAAGAUGGGAGCAGGGAGGCGGGGGAGUCCGAUGUUGACGGACAGAAUGAGAAAACCAGACACACCCCCCUCGAGCCAGAGGACUGGGAUGGACCAAGGGAGCUGGACGUUUUCCACAAGGACGGAGAGCGGCGGAUUCAAAGCCGACAGCAGCUUCCUGUGGGCACGACCUGGGGACCCUUCGAGGGGAAGAUCGAGAUGAGCACGGACGGCAGCGGCCUGAAGACGAAGAGCUCCGUCCCGGUGGCGCUGAGCGGGGGCCCCAGGUGGCUGCUGGAUGUGACUUGGCAAGGAGCGGAAGACAACAAAAACAACUGCGUGGUGUACAGCAAAGGUGGACAGCUCUGGUGCACCACCACAAAAAACAUGGUGGAGGGGGAGGAGCUGGUGGCUUUCGCGGUGGACUUCGACUCCCGGCUCCAAGCGGUCAACCACAUGUCGCUGACGGAGGGCAUGUACCCAGCGCGGCUGCUGGACUCCAUACAGCUCCUUCCACAGCAGGCAGCCAUGGCGUCCAUUCUACCCACCGCCAUCGUCAACAAGGACAUCUUCCCCUGCAAGGCGUGUGGGAUCUGGUACCGGAGCGAGAGGAACCUGCAGGCCCACCUGAUGUACUACUGCAGCGGACGGCAGAGAGAGCCAGAGAUGCUGGUGGAGGAGAACGAGGCCGGCCCUCACCAGACACCCAACAUCUGCCCCUUCCCACAAUGCAACAAAAGCUUUGCCGGGGCACGGGCCUUGGAAAUGCACUUAACCACACACAGUGGUGUCAAAAUGGAAGAGACUCUCCCCCCUGGCACCAGCUUGAAAUGCACAAUCUGUACCUACACAGCAGAUUCUCUUAUUACAUUCCAACACCACAUCCUCUCUCACCUGUCACAGGCGGCCUUCAGAUGCAAUCACUGCCAUAUCAGCUUCCAGAACCACAGGGAACUCUUACAGCAUCAGGACUUACAUGGGCACGGCAGCAAACUUCACAGAGAGAGCGACAGCGAACACUCCCCCAGGGGCAAUGAGGAGAGCCUGCAGCAGACGAGAGGCGAGCUGGUAAACAGGAAAGAUGUCCUCCAGAGUCCCAAAGGGGGACCAAACAAGGAAAUCAGCUCCGACGCCGAGCUGGAGAAAGGAGAGAAGAAACCAGCGCUUUCGUCCCAGAAGGGCGACGCCCACCCGGGAAGCAAGGCCAGCUUCUCGUACACCCGGAUCAAGUCGGAGCCGUCCAGCCCCCGGCUUGCCUCCUCCCCAGUCCAGCACAACAUGGGCCCCACAUUUCCCAUGGGGCCUUUCCUGUCCCAGUUCGCUUUCUCCCAGGACAUUUCCGUGGUUCCACAAGCCUCGGAGAUCCUGGCUAAAAUGUCAGAGCUGGUGCACCGGAGAUUGCGGCAUGGCGGAAACAGCUACCCGCCAGUGAUCUACAGCCCCUUGAUGCCGAAAGGGGCGACGUGUUUCGAAUGCAAUAUAACUUUUAACAACCUGGACAACUACCUGGUCCACAAAAAGCAUUACUGCAACAGCCGCUGGCAACACAUGGCCAAGUCACCCGAUUUCUCAAGCGUCUCGGACAAGGUGGCAGAGGCCGUGAGCCCGAACAGCGGUCACGGCUCAGUCAGCAUGCUGACCGCCUGCCACCCCUCAGAGGCCGACAGCCAGCUCAUGCAGUCGGCCUGCUUGAACUCAUCCGUCCUGGACAUGAUCAAUGCGAGCGGCAAAGUGCCUGACAAAGACCUCGCGGGACAGGUGAAGAAGGUCUCCACGCCCACGGGGGCAGAGGAGAGGCUGAACGGCAAGCAGGCAGAUGUGAAGAGCCCCAGCACGUCCUUGGUGGACAAUGACAACGACCCCAACAAGACCACCUGCGAGGCCUGCAACAUCACCUUCAGCCGCCACGAGACCUACGUGGUGCACAAGCAGUACUACUGCGCCACGCGCCAUGACCCACCCCUGAAGCGCAUGACCGCCAACAAGGUGCCUGCCAUGCAGCGGACCAUGCGGACACGCAAGCGCAGGAAGAUGUACGAGAUGUGCCUCCCUGACCAGGAGCAGAGGCCCCCCAUGGGUCAGCCAGGCUUCCUGGGUGUCCCAGCACUGGGGAGCCCCUGCACAUCGCAGGAGGCUGUGGAGAACCUUGCCGACCGCUUCCACCCGCGCUGCGACAUGUUCCCGGGCAUGGUCCCCAAACACCUGGAGGCUUCUCUCACCGUCACCAAGUCCAUCCUUGCACCCAAAUGCAAUACGAUAGACCAACAGGAGCUUGACGCGCCCAUUGAUCUCAGCAAAAAGUGCUCCCCACAUCCCGACAAGACUUGCAGUUCCCCCAAAAGACUCUUGGACUAUCACGAAUGUACAGUUUGCAAGAUAAGUUUCAACAAAGUGGAGAACUACCUAGCCCAUAAACAGAACUUCUGCCCUGUGACAGCUUCCCAGCACAGUGAAAUUGGCAGUCUGGACCAGACAAUGUUCCCAGACGUGAAAAGCGAAGGCAAUAAUCCCGAUGAUGUCUAUGAUAAGAGCCCUGGGAAAUGUGAUAAAAAUGGAGGCGCCAAGCUGAUUGCGCAAAACGGUAGCGUGUUCCCCUCGCAUUUAGGUUCCCUGCCAGGGCUCAAGUCUUUCGGCGAGGCUCAGCUCAUUCCCGCGAAAGAGGAGAACAAGAAUUUGUUUCUGCCCCACUGCCUUUAUCCCGGAGCAAUAAAGAAGGUGAAAGGUGCUGAGCAAAUAUCGCCAUAUUACGGGAUAAAGCCCAGCGAUUACAUUGCUGGGAGCCUGGUCAUGCAAGGAGAGCCGAGCACGCAGGAGCCCAGUACAAACGGAGGGGGUGAGGCAGGAAAAGACCAGCCAGCUCCUAACGGCUGCCCCCACCCCGGCAAAGAACCUCUGCCCCUGCUGCCCAAAAACAGGGGAAUGGUGAUAGUCAACGGUGGGCACAAGCCUGAAGAGCGGCCGGGCACCGUUCCCUCUCAGCAGGAGAAUGUGCCCCACAACUCCCAGCCGCCGGAUGGUCACCCGUCGCCCACGUGGGUGUCCGAGAACCCAGGAGACUCCAAUGAGAACGUGUCGCCCUCAGCGAAGUCGCCGACGGAUGAGGCCCCGCCCGCCGCCGGGAAAGGUGUGAAUGGAUCGGCCCAGGCUGCCGGCAGUGGCAAGUACUGCCGGCUCUGCGACAUUCAGUUCAACAACCUGUCAAACUUUAUAACCCAUAAGAAGUUUUACUGCUCGUCACAUGCAGCAGAACACGUGAAAUGAAGCUACGCCCUCCCUGUUUCCUUUUAGUUUCUAUGUUUUGGGGUUUUUUUGUUUUGUUUUUUUUUUUUUCGGGGUACACCGUUGUGUCUGGAAUAGUGCAUCAUGCAGACUAAUAUGCUGCUUGUGGACAAUCAAGAGAAGCUUCUUCUUUCGUCAUCUUAAGACUUAAUGCAAAUCAUCGGUUAAAAAAAAAAAAACAAAAAAAAGUGUAAUAUUG